CCGCCACUCCAGUCAUGGCGGUUGUCGGGGCCGUCCUGGGUCCCGCCCUCGCUGACGUACCGCGGGUCACCUGACUCAGCUGCGGGCUGAAGAGACACAAGGGAAGUCGCCGUCGCGGGAGCUAGAGCCUCCGACCCAGGACUCCCGCGCCAUGCCGUCCGAGAAGACCUUCAAGCAGCGCCGCAGCUUCGAACAAAGAGUGGAAGAUGUCCGGCUCAUACGGGAACAGCACCCCACCAAGAUCCCGGUGAUAAUAGAGCGAUACAAGGGUGAGAAGCAACUGCCCGUCCUGGACAAAACCAAGUUCCUUGUACCUGAUCACGUGAACAUGAGCGAGCUCAUCAAGAUAAUUAGAAGGCGCUUACAGCUUAACGCCAAUCAAGCUUUCUUCCUCCUGGUGAACGGGCACAGCAUGGUGAGUGUGUCCACGCCCAUUUCUGAAGUGUACGAGAGUGAGAAGGAUGAAGACGGCUUUCUGUACAUGGUGUAUGCCUCCCAGGAGACAUUUGGAACAGCACUGGCUGUGUAAGACUAAAACAAUGCCUAAUGUUUGUUAAGCCCUUAUCAAGGAAAAAAGGGACGUCACCAGCGGAUGCUGGUCAGCUCACACUCACAGAUCAGAACGUAGGCGCCCACCUAGGGUGUUAGGAACUAUUUGUCAGCCAGAAACUGAGCUCCAUGCAAGCGCAUUCAGCUUGGAAACUCAUCUAAACUAGGCUCUCUUGUGUUCAAACUUUAGAAGUUUAAAAAUAAAAUACUUUGCAUCCUAAGUUGCCAAUAAAACAGACCAAGUUCUUUUGACAUUUUUCUCCUCAGUAGGGAUUUAAAAUGGAACAGCAUCAUCAGGAGCAGUCUCUUCCUGGGAUCUGCUGCCUUCUCUAAAAGGGCUUCAACUCAGUAGAUAAGUCUGCCUAAGCGGUCCCUUGGCCCGGGUUGUCUAGCAGAGGACCCCAGGGCUCUGGCUUUGACCAACACAGGUCAGAUAUGUAGGCUGUAGCUCUAAGUAGCCUGGUCCUGACCCCCAGCUGCACCACCACGUUCACCCUCAACGGUGCAAGGAAACUUAUUCGCUGCUGUCUAGAUGCUACCACAGCACUCACCACUGCUCAGAGGCCAGGUCCAGCCUUGAACAAGGGGUUGCUUGGUCCAGCUUCGUUCUUAAGAGGCUGCAAAGUGUUUUUCAACUGGUUUGGAUUUUGCCUGGCCCGUCCCUGCUCCAGGGAGGGGAGCAGGCAGGUGUGCAGUGCUGGCCUUCGGCCGCAGCUGUCCAACAGUAGACUGAACUCUGAAGUUGAAAUGCACUCCCAUCUGCACUUGGCUUACAGCUAUAGAUAAUGUGUCAGUGUGUAACUGUCGUUGUAAGAGUAGUUCUGUCAGAGAGCUGCUGAGAUUCUCCCACGUCACCUCAGUCCAUUAGAUGUCAGCUGUGAAGUCAACAGCAGCAGGAGACAGACACAUGCUCUUGAUGAUAUCCAUGGCCAGUUCCAACUAAUGCAAACCACUGCUUCCUGCUACCUGCAUGUGGUCCACUGUGACACUCAGGCCAUCCUUGGUCACUCACUCAUCUUUGUGAUCUGAGAAUCUCAGUGAGAACUGCCUGCUGUCAUGGAGGGAAACCAACAUAGCCACCUCCUACCCUACUCCUUACAGUACCCCUCCCCCUCCCUGCAUGCAGCUGUCCACUUGCUAACUUUCAAUUUGUUAUUUUAUUUACAUCAUGUAUAUUCUGACUACCCUGUUUCGUGUAGGUUGUGUGCGUCAUUAUUAUGUCCCCGGUUUUUAUAACUACGGUGCGAUCAAUAAGGAUUCCUGUAAUACUGCUUUAAAAAUGCUGCUCAGACGGGCGGCCUUCAUUUAUAGGACACAUGUACACUUUGAUGCACUAAGUGAAUAAAGGCACAAUUGAACCUGU
Molecule: messenger RNA, 1912 nt
Organism: Peromyscus maniculatus bairdii (prairie deer mouse)
Lineage: Eukaryota; Metazoa; Chordata; Mammalia; Rodentia; Cricetidae
Gene: Map1lc3b
Product: microtubule associated protein 1 light chain 3 beta
Source: RefSeq, a predicted model, not a curated record